UUCAUCAAACAUGUGAACCGGAAAUAAUAGUACGAUUGACCUGCUCUUAUUUUUGAAGCGGUUUUAAAAAUGGCGUCUGGGAAGAGAUGUAUGUUUACAGUUAUUAAUGUGAUUAUUACGGCUCUUAUCAUAGAAAGUCAAUGUCGACUCCAUCAUCUUAUACUUAAGGACGACAUCCGUCAGCGGGUCCAUCUGAAUACAUUCGGCUUUUAUAAAGAUGGUUACAUGAGUAUAAGCAUGAACAGCCUCCGAUUCCCUGAAGGGAAGACGGACAUUGACAUUGACAGCUCCACGAUUGGUUUCAGCCUAGAUCGUGCAAGCAAUAAUGGCUUUUCCACAUAUCUGGACGAGGGUCUGGACUAUUGUCUUCUGAAAAAGGAUCCAAGUAGUAAUUUUGCAGGGGUCCUUCUAUUGUUGGACUUCAAAAAUAAUCUAGUGAGGAAGAAGACUUCAGUGGAGGCUGGUGUGUUUCCCAACAUCAUAGCUGUGUUGCCCAAAAGCAUUGCAGAGGACCUGCAAACUGAAAAGGGGAAAGACAAAGACAAUGGGCCAGAUGAUGGAUCUCAGUCUAAGACGGGUUCUAAAUCCAAGCGAGAUGUUGAGAGCAAGGCAGAAGAUACAUAUCCUCUUCAGAACAAGGAGAAUACCUACUCCUUUGAGUUUUACUUCAACAUCACAACAGAUGAGCAGCAAGGCCUUUAUAACUUUUAUUUCUACAACUGCUACUCCGUGCCAAUGAACAAAGACAGCUCUGUGUCAAAAAUGCUGCCUUUCAGCAUUGAUAUCAACAUCAAAGAGAAGAAUCCAGACAGCUUCCUUUCAGCGGGAGAGAUUCCUUUACCUAAGCUUUACAUCUGUAUGUCCAUGUUCUUCUUCCUCAUCGGCACACUGUGGAUUCAUGUUUUGCGUACCCAUAGUGCUGAUGUUUACAAGAUUCAUUGGCUGAUGGCUGCUCUUCCAUUUACAAAGUCACUUUCCCUUAUUUUCCAUGCAAUUGACUAUUACUACAUUUCCAAUCAGGGCUUUCCUAUUGAAGGCUGGGCUGUGGUCUAUUACAUUACUCACCUGCUGAAGGGGGCACUGUUGUUCAUCACUAUAGCAUUAAUAGGAACUGGCUGGGCCUUUGUCAAGCAUAUCCUCUCAGAUAAAGACAAAAAGAUUUUCAUGAUCGUCAUUCCCCUGCAGGUUCUGGCCAAUGUGGCGUACAUCAUUAUUGAGUCCACAGAGGAGGGCUCCAUCGAGUAUGGUCUGUGGAUGGAGAUCCUGUUUCUUGUAGAUCUGCUAUGCUGCGGGGCUAUUCUCUUCCCAGUCGUCUGGUCCAUAAGACAUUUACAAGAGGCUUCAGCAACAGAUGGCAAAGCUGCCAUCAAUCUGGCUCAACUGAAACUUUUUAGGCACUACUAUGUGAUGAUUGUGUGCUAUAUUUAUUUCACCCGCAUCAUUGCCAGUCUUAUCAAGGUCAUUGUCCCUUUCCAAUGGAAGUGGCUCUACCAGCUGCUGGAUGAGCUGGCCACUUUGACCUUCUUCUUCUUAACCGGACACAAGUUCCGACCGGCCUCCUACAACCCCUACCUACUGCUGUCUGUGGAGGAAGAAGACAUGGAGAUGGACGAUGUGGUAACUACCUCAACAGCCAUGGGAGAGGGCGUUAAGAAGGUGAAGAAACUGUCAAACGGACCAUCAGAGGAGAGGGAGAGCAUGGCAUGAUGGGAGAUACAAAUCUCUGUCGGUUCUGUGUGCCUCUGGACUUUGUGGCCAGCUACUGACAUGUGGGACAUUCUUGAAGAGCUUAACAGCUUCAUGUGCAAAAUUCCCUGUGGACCUUCUCUAAUGAUCACAUGUGACGACACCACGUUCCAUAUUCACAUAUAUGUCUAUCUCUGUAAAUGUUGCACAAACGUUAUGGAGAAUUCAUGGUACGCAGCUCCAUGAUUCCUUUAGCCAAUAGUUUUAAUUGAAGUGCUAGGUGCUGUGCUUUAUUUUCAUUUUACCAUGAUGAUUGUGUGUGUGGGCUUUUUUAUUAUAAUUUUGUUUUUUUCGGUUGUUUUUUUAAUUAUUAUUUAUUUAUGACCUUCCUACGCAUUGCUUGAUCUUACACACGCUGUGGCACUUUAACAGGUACUCUCCAGUCGAGUGAAAGCGUAUGUGAGGUCACUGGAUAUCUGUAGAAAACUGCCGUGCCAGUGACGUCUCUUGCAGCUGUUAUUUAAAUGAUUAUUUCCUGCUCUGAGUUCUCAGAAUUAAUAAUUGUUAUGUAAAUAUGCAGGCCCUUAAAAACAUACGUAACCCAGAUUAAUGUUACAAAGUAUUAAAUGUACAGUUCUCAAGCUUAGUCAGGAUUUGAUGACAUCUGCUUUGUAUUUUCUCAGUAUUUGUGGGUUAUUAGUAUGGAUGAUGAUGGACUUUCAUGAAAUGGCUCCAGGGUGUCCAGAAACGUGUUUCAAAUGUAUCAAACAUGGAUUAAAAUGAUUUCAGGGAUCUUGUAAUUUAUGGUUAUUAGUAAUAUAAUGGAGGAUUUUAUUUUGAUGUUUAAUAUUUUGCUUAUUUUCGGAUAUCUUUGAGCAAGCUUUAUGAAAUUAUGUGUUUCAGUAUUAAAUUGUGUAAUGGUUUCA
Molecule: messenger RNA, 2612 nt
Organism: Ctenopharyngodon idella (grass carp)
Lineage: Eukaryota; Metazoa; Chordata; Actinopteri; Cypriniformes; Xenocyprididae
Gene: gpr107
Product: G protein-coupled receptor 107
Exons: 18
Coding region: 70-1707 (545 amino acids)
Biological process (GO): clathrin-dependent endocytosis
Cellular component (GO): Golgi apparatus; membrane; clathrin-coated vesicle
Molecular function (GO): clathrin heavy chain binding
Source: RefSeq, a predicted model, not a curated record